This is a messenger RNA of Neohortaea acidophila, 669 nucleotides long. RefSeq names its product BTB/POZ protein. NCBI's taxonomy places the organism in Eukaryota, Fungi, Ascomycota, Dothideomycetes, Mycosphaerellales, Teratosphaeriaceae. Bases 1 to 669 code for a protein of 222 amino acids. The transcript is spliced from 2 exons. The record is from RefSeq and is a predicted model, not a curated record. Gene Ontology annotation, molecular function: protein binding.
AUGCCGAGCAAAUCAUCAAAGGGAUUCGUAAAGUUCUACGAGCAUGGCACCUUCGCCGAUGCCACCGUGGUCUGCAAGGGAAGGAAAUGGAAAGUGCACAAGCUCGUGCUGGCCAGCAAAUCGGAAUACUUCCUGAAAGCAUUCGGCGGCUCGUUCAAGGAAUCUCACAGCGCAAGCAUCGAUUUGAGCGAGGAUGAGGAGAACUGUGUGAAUGCAUUGAUCCACUAUUGCUACCACGACGAGUACAUCAAGCAGGUUGUCAGUGGGACACUUCAAUCAUUUUUGAUCCAUCUCGAGGUGUACCUCGUGGCCGACAAAUACCUCGUCCCUGGCCUCUGCAAGCUGGCCGAGCAAAGAUUCGAUUCAUUGAUCUGGGCGCAGGCGACUCUGAGACAAGAUGCCUUCGCCCAGACCGUGAAGGAGUUGUACUGGCCAACGCGCUCGGGAGGCAACGACGCGUUUCGCAAGUUUCGCAGCAAAGUUGUUCACGCUGCGGCCUCAGAUAUCGAUUACCUCUUCAUGCGCGACGACACGUGCGCCAAGUUCAAGGAAGUUGUGUCGCUUACACCCGCCUUCACGGCCGAGCUCCUCAAGAAGAUAACAUAUGAUAAGUGGAUUUCGGAAAUGUCGCAUGACGAGUCGGAGACAUCGUCAUCUAGCGAAGGUUGA